ACCAAAUGAAAAUGUCUUCCUUGUCAUGGGUUUCGCAGUUUAAUUUCUCCACUUUGAAACACGGAAGGAUACUAUAAUUUAUGUUUUUUUUCAUAAUUGUAAAGAUGAACAACGGAAGCAAUUCACAGGCACGCUUGCAGCGUGGGCAUUUCACCUUAAAAAGCAGCGGUAGGUGCAUUGUUGGCAUAUAUAAUAAUCGGAAUCCAACAUGGCGUCCGCCACUGCUGAUAUACAUAAUGUUGUGAUUACGUUAUACAAGUUUUACUAGACUUAAGUUUACGUCUGUCGCUGGUUGUGAAAUUCGUUUUGGUAAUUGUUUGUCUUUGCCUGUUAAAGCUGCAUAGAGCGGUUUUCAUUUGAGUGUCGAAAAGUAAUUGGUUUUGCACUUUCUACACGAUGCGAUUGGCUUAAAAGAUUCGCGCCACCUUUUCAUCCAAUCAGAAGUAAAACCAAAGCCAAUUGUGACGCAUUUGCGUCAGCCACAUGUAAUUACUUCGAGUUUUGAUUGGUUCAAUGUAUUGUCUGUGUCCUAUGUGAUUGGCCAGAGUAAUUACUUUGGUUUUGGUUUUACGACACUCAAACGAAAACCACUCUAUCCCAAAGGAUGGGCGCCAUGCCCUACGGUAUGGAUAUAAAAUGACUAAUUAUUAUUCAUCGGAAUUCAGCUUCUCGAUCUUUGAAUGUUUUGUGGUCGACACUGGCUCUUGUAUGCACAUGCAGUGACUAGGAUCACGCAGUUUUUAAGUAUGCCGAUUAAAUUCCUGGAUUAUUUGUUUGAAAUUAAUUGAAAUAUUUUUCUUUUCGUUCCUGAUUAACAUUAUCUAAGCAUCUGAAUUAAUAUUUGUAGCACUUGCCCCAACAUCUAUGUCUUAUAUGGGACAGGACUUCAUAGCAAACCACAUGAAAUCUCACUACAGGCGCAUACUGUCAGCAAAAGGUAUUCAUUAAAUUUGUCACAAUUUCUGUACAUAAAGUUAACAGUAAGAAAUGUUAGGCCUGCUUCAGACGCCAAACUUUUCUUGAGCGAAACUAAUUUGAAUUAAGGCCCACCCAGAUUAUUUAGACUGGCUGAAUUGAUUCAGAUGCCGAUCUUAAUUCCAGCCAAAUUAAAUUCAAAAGGAGACAAAUGCUCUUUUCAGUCAAGCUGCUCGCAAAAUACGUAAUUUUAUAAACUAUGCAUUAGGUAAGGCACAUGAAAAGUUUGCCGUCUGAAUCAAAGUCAGUCCAUAGUCAAAAUUCCCGGCCAGGCUAGGCGGAAAGAAUGGCUGGGCCUUUCCACAUUGAAAUAGGCAUUCCUAAUUGAUUCAGACGCUGAACUUUUCACAUACCUAAUUCAAUGUACAUUAGGUUCGGCUCAUGAAAAGUUUAGCGUCUGAACUGCAUGGGCCUUAGAGAUAUGAGGUCAACAAUCUUGGAGUUGGUUGAAAAGAUAAAAAACAAGAAACAAAACAAAAAGACAAUAACAAUCAGGGAAAUGCAAAUUCGUGGUUAAGUAGUGGUUGUGUAUUUACAGUAGCUCCUUUAGUUUAGUCAUGAUCAAAUAAAAUAUAAUAAUAUGAAAAAACCCCAAAUAAUUAGCAAGAGAAAAGGCAGUCAAAUGUUCUGCAGUACUAAUUUACCAGCUUGGCUGAGGAGUUAAACUUGGGACUAUUCAUUAGUUGUCUAAGCGGGACUGGUACCUAGCUAGACCUCCAGAUUGCAUGUCAGACACACAUGGUCCACUCGGCUAAUCUGCUGUCUUCUGUACAAUAAUAAAGACAGGCUUAUAGCAUGGGCAGAGCUUGGGUACAUGUGAUAUGCUUUUAUCAGAACUAGCAUAAACUUACCAGUCCAAUAAAGACCCUGGUUGGUGGUCUAGACCAAGAGUUGAAUAUCCCAGCAUGUCCUGCAUGCCUUGCAGACUAGCAACUGCUGAGAGCUAACUCAGCAGUUAAAUUAGUUUGAUGUAGUUUAACUCCAUCUGGUAUUGAAAAGGUGAUUGUUUAUAUUAUAACUUGCUUACAAGGCCAAGCUGCUCUUGUAUUAACCAGUAUCUAAACAAUUUUGUUUGCUUAUCAGCUGCUGUUGAUACGUCACCUCCAAAAUCUAUGAAAAUGCAUAUGAAAGGUGAGAAUCCAACUAAAACUGCAAAGCCACCACCAUACAUGUGUGUAAUCCUUGAGCACGACAAAACACAACUAAUUGCAAGAGAAAGAAACUUUCCAGUCACAGGGUCGAGUGAAAGGACACUUUUUUGCUUGGGUUAACAAACUGAGGAAAAGCAAUCUUAUGGCCAUGGAACUUAAAAUAUUAUUUCACUUAGUAAUAUUAAUAAUGAUCCAUUUUUCAGUAUAGAUUUUCUUGACAAAUUUGUCUCUCUCUGUGAUUGCAAACCUUUAACCAAGAGAGCUUUAACCUCAGAAUUGCAGGCUUACAGCUGAAUGUUUUGUAGGAGGUUUGAAGGUUCAUGGUUUAUAGCAGAAUAAUUGAAACAGUAUUACAAGGAAAAUAUGCGCCUCAAAUUUUGAAACAGGUUUUGAUGAAAAAGGUGCAUUUUAAUCUUGGGUAUUGUAAAUUACCUAAUAAAUGCCCAGGGCGUCUAUUUAAUUCUAGGGGUCAAAGCAGGGGCAUUUAAUAGAUUAAGGAGGUGUUUAUAAGACAAAGGCGUGCAUUUAUUCUCAUAACUGUAACAAGCUCUACAAAACUAAUAUGCUUUCAGCAAAAAUAGCAAGAGGCCCUUUACGGUUAAUAUCGUUAUGUUUUUAAUUUCUCUCUGAGUGUAUAGUUCGUGAUCAAAAGAAGCGUGCUGCUCUCGAAAGCAGAGCUGGAACUCCACUAUCAUUGACAGCUAGGGUGAGUGUUGAACACUCUCAUAGAAUAAAACAUGUUUUAGAGACCUUGUAGUGAGAUUUAGGACACUACUACAUGGUUAUAGUUAAUAAUGGUAAUAGGACUGAGUAGAGUCCAAUUUGGUCUGUAAUCAUUAUUACAACUGAUUAACAAACUAUUGGAUGACCAUGUAGCAGGAGUCUGAUUUGUUCACAUGUAAUCACCAGUAUAGCAGACCUAAUUGGACAAUUCGAAGUUCUGUUACCAAUUCAAUUAUAACUAUAACAAAAUUUGUGAUAUUUAAGGCUUAUUUCUAAUUAAAACACAAGAAAUUUCGAGAGGUUUUUUGCUAGCAGUGAAAAAAGCCAUUUAAGUGGGCGCAUGCAAUGGUGUAUACUGUCCAAUUACUUAGGCAUAACACGUACUGUCCUACACUGUCCUGUUAGUGCUGAAAUCAGGACAGUUGACGGCCCAUCAGAUAUUAAUGAUAAUUUUGUUAUAGUAAGCUGUUAUGAUUAAUAGUGACAUCGGUUGCAACACUUGACAGUGACACUUUUUUUAACCAUUGAAUGUAGGUAUGGUACUCUAUCAUCCAGUUGUUAUUUUUAACUUGUUUUAUUUCUGUAUACAUGUGUCUGAAGUCCUUACACACUGAAUACAUGUAGUGUUAAAUUAAAUGUCGAAAGGUACUAAAUUAGAAUGGAUGUAAAACCUCUUAAGUUAUCACUAAGAAUUAUUCAAAUUACCAUGCCAUUUUCAGCAUGUUUCAACUGAAUAAUUCUUUUUAGAGCCCUUCCAUGGAGUUCUUGACCUCAUCAUUCAAUGAAACAUCUCCCAUGAUCUCAGCCAGAGGUCUCCGGUCUCCAGACCCAAGACUUGUCAGUGCCACAUCUGCAUGGUCUCCAGAUCAACGACCACCCACAGGGAAACCAAUUCAGAGAAGUCAGUCUGUACAAUCCCUUAACAGGGCUUACUCCACUGCCACACCAUCACCAUCACCAAGAGAUAUAUUGACAACACAAGGCCAGUCAACACCAAGAUCAGCCCGGCACCCACAAUUGCGGGCACCAACUUCACCCAUUGCAAGAAAACCAAAGCAGACUCUAAAAACAGCUCAUCGAUUGGGGCAGAAGAAAGAUCUGAGGACUGCACCAUCUCUUGAUAGUUCAGAUCAAGGAAUGACAAAUAAUUACUUGGAUGAAAAUGUUAGGACACUUUUGGGCACUAACGAUGAGCCUGAUAAUUUGAAAGUUCCCAUGAGAGCUGGUUACAAUACUGGUGAAGAAGGAUCACAAGAAACUGACAUAUCACAUAGCUUGAAUUAUAAUACAAGUAGUAACAUAAGGCAUAAUGCAGUACCAAGGCUUGACCUAACACAAGUGUCAUAUAGUCACAGAGGCCGUCCGUCAGUAAGGAUGAAUGAUUUAGCUGACUUCCAGGCAAACUUGUGGUGGGUGCUUAUUUUAAUGUGUGUCCCACUUUUUAACCUCAGACACAUGCCUCCCGUUUUCACCUCCCCUCAGAGAUUUCAGAGAUUCAAACACAGGACAAUACCCAAGUUUGUCUCCUCAAGUGACCAACCCUCUUUCUCAAUCAAAAUCCUAGAACUACCCUUGACACCCAGGGGGUACUCCCUUACAUAAGCCAUAUAUAGGUAUGUGCCGCCCCAACGGGUGGGGUUUUUGGACCUUUUUGGUCUGAAAGCGGGGUAUAGACUUUCCCCAGUUUGGUCUGGAAUCGGGUAUGGUUUUCGAGGGAACUACAGGAGUGUAUGAAUGUAUUUAUUGUUUCAAUUCCAAAUGAAUAAGAACAACAAUUUCGAAAUAUGAGAAUUUGAAAUGCAUUUGAAGAAUUUUUUUUGUUUGCGCUCUAUUCUAAGUAAUGAUGAUAUAAUUUCUGGCUAAAGGCCAGGUCUGAAAACAGGUGUGGAAAAUGUCAUAUUUUUUGGUCUGAAAAAGGGUCAGGAUUUUGAGAACUGGGUGGCACACCCCCACCAAGAAUUUCCAGGAGUAACCCCCCCCCCCCCCCCCCCCCCCCCCCCCCCCCAACUGGGUGGCACACCCCCACCAAGAAUUUCCAGGAGUAACCCCCCCCCAGCCCACCCCCGGGCCUUGACAUCAAUCCAGAAAGUAUUCUAUGCAUUCCCCGCAAAAGGUGCAGCAUGCUAAGAAAGUUGUGCCCGAUAGCCAGUGCUGUUUUUUGGGAAAUUCAAAUUACAGAAGAAUUGUAAUCAAUCCUGCUAAUCAAAAGGGUUUUGGGGAUAGUUGAAAUAACUUGUGGGCUAGUACAUAGUAGCUACAGCUUGCCCGAAUGGCAGGUGGUAAAACUGGCUUUCUUUGCAGCCUGAGGUGACAAAAGGGAAGACAAACAAUUUGAAGGAAAUUGUAACACCUACAUAUGCUGUGCUGAAUUAUAAAGUUCCUUAAAGUUCCUUGGGUGUGUGUAUUAUAGAUUGCUUGUUGUGAACAGCACCAUACAUGUACUUUGAUUUGUAGGGAAGAGGAGCAGAGGUACCUUAAAUUUAUUUCUGAUGUUACCACAGACAUUUUAGCAAGAGGAAUCUUCAGCAACAGGUACAUGAUUUAAAGUAGGUUUCUAAAAUUAUUACUCUUUAUUAAAAUAAGCUCAGAAAAAAAAGGAGCAGGGAAAGUGGGAGAGAAAAGAAUGAGGAGUACCAUAUAAAGGGAUGUGAAUUGAGAUGGAAAUAGUGGUAAAUUAUGUAGGAAAUAGAAUAAGGAAUUGGAAUUAGCAGAUAGGGGUAGAUAACCAGAGAGAAGUGGGGCAGGGAAAUCAGUUGGAAUGCAUGCAAAUUUUAUUAAAAAAGGAUAGGAACUGAACAAGAAGUGAGCAAGUAUUCAGUGAUUUUGUUACAAAUAGUUAUGGUGAGUCUUGGGACUCAUCUUGUGAAAAAACAUAAGUCCUAGUCCAGAACCAUUGGGUCCCAGUUCAAAAAGAAUGAUUCCCUGGGUCUUUUGGUAACCACACAGUUAAUCCAAAGACAGACUCCAAAACUUUGUAUUACAGUUUACUGAAAUAAAAAUAUACUCCUUCUAUUGUAAAGCACAACAAAGACUAAAAGAAAUAAGUGUCAUUUAACUACAGCCACAAGAACAGCCACAGAAAUCACACAAACAGGAAUAAAACAUCUUCAGAUUGAUCAAUCGAUCUUUGCGUCCUACAGGACGCAUACCACAAAAUAUUUUGUGUCUUUGGGGAUUUUUAUGCUUCAGGGACACAGGAUGCAGAGGUAACAAAAUCACUGAGUAUUGAGAGAGUAAGGACAUAUGCUGGCAGAGAAAAUGGGAAAAAAAAAUGGGAUAAGAGAGGAUAGAAGUGGGAAAUCAUGGACAGGAAACUAACAGAGAACUUAUGAGAACACCAGGAAGCUCAAGAAUGGAAGAGGAUGAUUAGAGAGGAAGUGGCCACUUCCAUCUCAGCUCCCAAACCCCACCCAGGAACUGGAAAAAUAAGGAGGGAAGAAACAGGAAUGGGAACUAACAUUAAUUCCUCUCCCUGCGGGAAAAUGGUGGUGGAAAUAAGAUGUAUGGAAGAAAAAUAACAUAUUCUGCUACAUAAGAAAAUAAAUAUAUUAAUAUAAAUUUACUUUUCUGUCUAGAGUUAGAUUUAGAGUGCAUUUUACAAUUUUGAGGUGUUUUUGUCACUUGUAGGGUUCUUCAGCAAGUUUUUGAAAUGCACAUUGAAAGAAGAAAAGAAUAUUUAGAUGAGGUAAGUUUAAAAGAACUCCUAUGAAAAUAAAUAAUGCUUUUAACAUUGUACUGUUAUUCUGGUGGGGUAAAAAAGUGGCUUUGUGGGGAGGAAGCCAUUGUGAAGAGGUGGCCAUUAGUAAAAUUCCAUAGGGUGCAAAGAAAGUCAGUUUUACAGCUAAUUGGCUUUUGUGAAUACAUGUACUAACCUAAGAGUCAUUGUAACAAGCCCCCCAAAAAUUCUUGACCAGCGGGAUUGAUUGCAGUUCUUCUAAUAUUUGAAUUCCCCCAAAAAACUUCACUAGCUUAUCGGGCAAGUUAAGAACAGAAUUAACUUGGCCAAUAGCAAAUCCACUAGCCAUGGGCUAUAGGACAUGACUCUUUGCACACUGAGUCUCACUGUCAGUUUUGGAUUCAAUUGUAGAGAUGUUGAGAAAAUGAGGUUUGGAGAUUAUUUGGAGACCCUGUAGUGUGUUUAGGACAACUUUGAAUCUUGCUGUAUUACAAGUCAUCGGCAUAUCACUGAGAAGUUUGAGAAAACUGGGAAAUAAAGCACCCUUAUAACCCUAACUGAGUAUUUGACUAUUAAAAUCAGCAGAUAUGGCAAACAUUACAUAUAAUGAGUUCUAUCCUUUCCAGAGCCAUAUGCGGGAGAUGAUUGAACAGCUAAAGGAAGACCUAGGUAUUACAGAUAGCUGACAAGCACUCUAAAGAAUAAGUUACAUGUACUUACAUAUACCUGAAGGCUGCUGUCCAGGAG
Messenger RNA from Porites evermanni, 7272 nucleotides. The record is from the annotation of a GenBank genome assembly. Lineage: Eukaryota; Metazoa; Cnidaria; Anthozoa; Scleractinia; Poritidae.